GGCGAGCCCUCACGACAUCAUUUCCCCACCUCUCUCUCUCUCUCUCUCUCUCAUAUAUAUAUAUAUAUAAUCUCUUUCUCUCUCUACAUCUCUCUUUUUCGAUAUCAUUUUCUUUUUUUCUAUUUUUGCAGUUUUUCUUUCUGUAUUGUCGAAUUUCCUAUCCUUCGAAAGGCGGCUCUAUCUCCUCUCAUCUCUGUCGUUCUUUCUUCGAUCUGGAAUUUCGGGGUUUUGAGCUUCAACGAUAUUGAUACAGAUCGUUCAAUCGAUUGACGAAUUGAAGCCUUAGUGUACAAAUUCAAUUGCUUUGCAUCUUGGCGUAUUGACGAAUUAGGGUUCCUGUGCUUUUUGGUGAUUCUGGGAUGGUGGAAGAAGGGCGUGAAGGUGAUCUAGGGCUUCGUGCGGAGCGAAUUGAAGAGUUCUAGGGUUUUCUUGUUGAAUUAGGUUGUAAUUGAUGGUUCUCGUUGGGGACGAAGUUGAAACUGGGGAAGAUGCAAGGCUAUUAUGCAUGGGCGGGAAGGUGAAAAUUGGAAACGAGGUCGGCACAUGUGGUCGGUCCCCACGCGUGGCACAGGGACAACGAGGACUGUAGCGGGCGAUUCUACAACAUCGACAGCGGAUUCCUUCUGCAAGGCUGGGCGCAAGAUUAGCAUUGGUGAUUGUGCUCUUUUUAAACCGCCCCAGGAUUCUCCGCCUUUCAUUGGAAUAAUUCGUUGGUUAACUUUGAAUAAAGAAAACAAGAUACAGUUGGGUGUGAAUUGGCUUUAUCGACCGGCUGAAGUGAAGCUUGGCAAAGGCAUCCUUCUGGACGCCGCGCCAAACGAAGUCUUCUAUUCCUUUCAUAAGGAUGAGAUACCUGCUGCAUCGUUACUCCAUCCAUGUAAAGUUGCAUUCCUUCCUAAAGGUGCUGAACUUCCUCCAGGGAUAUCCUCAUUUGUGUGUCGGCGAGUUUAUGACAUUGCAAACAAGUGUUUAUGGUGGCUAACUGAUCAAGAUUAUAUUAAUGAGCGACAAGAAGAAGUAGAUCAGUUGUUAUAUAAAACACAAACAGAAAUGCAUGCAACAGUGCAGCCUGGUGGUCGUUCUCCAAAAGCAAUAAAUGGUUCAACAUCAACAUCACAAUUGAAACCUGGUUCAGAUAAUGUACAGAGUGCCACUUCUUUUGCUUCUCAAGUCAGGGGGAAGAAAAGGGACCGGGCAGAGCAGAACACUGAGCCUGUCAAACGGGAGCGCUCUUCAAAAGAUGAUGGUGAUUCUGGUCUGUGUAAACCAGAAAGCAUUUUGAAAUCCGAGAUUGCUAAAAUAACAGAAAAAGGAGGGCUUGUAGAUUCCAGAGGGGUGGAGAAACUGGUUCAACUCAUGCAGCCGGAUAGGGCUGAGAGAAAAAUGGAAUUGAUUAGUAGAUCAAUGCUUGCAGGUGUGAUAGCAGCAACAGAUAAGUUUGAUUGCCUUAGUCGGUUUGUGCAGCUCAGGGGAUUGCCUGUAUUGGAUGAAUGGCUCCAAGACGUCGACAAAGGGAGGAUUGGUGAUGGUAGUAGCCCUAGGGAUGGUGAUAAAUCAGUAGAAGAAUUUCUUUUGGUUUUACUUCGUGCUCUGGAUAAGCUGCCUGUGAAUAUUCAUGCUUUACAAAUGUGUAACAUUGGCAAAUCUGUUAAUCAUUUACGUACACAUAAAAAUUCGGAAAUUCAGAAAAAGGCAAGGACUUUAGUUGACACAUGGAAGAAGCGUGUUGAGGUUGAAAUGAAUACUAUUGAUGCAAAGUCUGGUUCAAAUCAGACUGUUUCAUGGGCUUCCAGGUCACGUCUUCCAGAAGCUUCCCAUGGUGGAAACAGACAUCCUGGUGGGUCCUCCGAGGUGGCAAUAAAGAGCUCAGUUACGCAGCCAUCUAAAACUACUUCAGUUAAGGCUGUCCAGGGUGAAACCACUGCCAAGUCUGGAUCGUCAUCUCCGGGGCCGAUGAAAUCAGCACUAUCACCUGCUUCAGGUAAGGAUGGUCUACCCAGGUAUGCAGCUAGCAGCACCUUUGAUAUUCCUUCAACAACAGCAAGGGAUGAGAAGAGCAGCAGUUCUAGUCAGUCUCACAACAACAGUCAAUCUUAUUCAAGUGACCACGCCAAAACUAAAGUUUUCUCAGGGAAGGAGGAUGCAAGGAGCUCGACAGCAGGGUCAAUGAGUGUGAAUAAGUUCUCGGGUGGUGGCUCUCGACAUCGGAAAUCAAAUAAUGGCCCUGGGUCUGGAGUUCAGAGGGAAACUGGAUUAAUCAGAAGUUCAUUGCAUAGAAAUCCAGCUUCGGAAAAAAUGUCACAUUCUGGAACUUGCGAAAAGGCAGAUGUGCCCGUUAUGGAGGGUAAUAAUCAAAAGCUGAUAGUUAAGAUACGAAACAGAAGUCGCAGUCCUGCGCAAAGUGCCAGUGGAGGAUCCUUUGAUGAUACAUCCAUUAUGAACAGUAGAGCUUCUUCUCCUGUUCUUUCAGAGAAGCAUGAUCAAUCUGAUCGCAAUUCAAAGGAAAAAAGUGAUGCUUGUCGAGCUAAUAUUACUUCUGACGUGAAUACUGAGUCAUGGCAAAUCAAUGAUUUCAAAGAUGUGCAGACUGGUUCAGAUGAAGGUGAUGGGUUGCCUGCUGCUAUUCCUGAUGAUGAUCGGUGUGGGAUGGGUGAUGACACUAGGAAAUUAGAAGUCUCAAAAGCUGCUUCCUCGUCAACGGGAAAUGAACUGAAGUCGGGGAAAAAGCAUGAGGCUUCUUUCAGCUCAAUAAAUGCUUUAAUUGAAAGCUUUGUCAAAUACUCUGGAUCAAAUGCACCCAUGUCAACUGGGGAUGAUAUUGGAAUGAACCUGCUUGCUAGCGUGGCUGCUGGUGAAAUGUCCAGGUCUGAUUUGAUUUCACCAACUAACUCUCCGCAGCGAAUUACCCCUAUAGCUGAGGGCUCAUCCAUUGGUAAUGGGGUCAAGACAAAGUCAGCACGUGUAGAUAACCUCUCUCAAGAUCAAAGCCAAUUUAUUGACGGUGUUGUUGAGAAACAGGGUGUUAUUGUUGAUAUUCCGUGCUCUAAAGAUGGAAUACAUCAUGAAUCUAAACACGCAUUAACAGACUGCUCUGGAGACCGAAAAACCACUUCUUCCUUGUUGGAAGAGAAGGCAGGAGGAGAGUCUAACGAGCAUUCUAGUUUAUCAAAAAUGGAUUUGCAACCAACUUCCUACUCAUGUUUAGAGACUAAUGAAAUAUCAGAUGAAAUGAAAGGUGUUACUUCUGUUACUGCAUCCCCUGCCUGCACAACCGAGAAGCUAACUGAUGGUGAAGGAAACAAACUACUUCAUGAGAAAAAGGCAUUUGCAACUGGUGUGAGUGUUGAUGGCUCUCUAGAUACUAAACCGAAAGGAAGCAUUUCUUUGUUAACUGGUGAUAAGGUCAAUGAAGUUCUUUCAUGUGUAGAAGAUGGAUCACGAGCUGUUGAAGGUUCAUCAUCAUUCCCAAAGUUAGAUAUUGAUGGUGAGGACAAAAGUAAUGUGAAUGAAGGGUUAAUCAGUGGUGUUCAUACAGAGCAGAAGCCACCUUUGGUGAUGAUGCGUUCUGAGCAUGCAGCUGAUCAGAAAGUGUUGCAACCUUCUGCUUCUCAUAAAGAUCCAGCUUCAGAAAGUCUGGAUGAAUUCAAGGUCAGAAAAGCUAAUGAGAUGAUCACCACAAGUCAUGUUAAUCAGACUGAAGAAGAAGAAAAUGAUCGUAAAACCAACAGUGCUCCAACUAUUGAGAAUCAAGUUGUAGCUGGGUUGGGUUCAGCUGCUACAGAUCCGAAGGAGUGCAUGGAGUCAAAUAUGGAAAGUAAAGAGGUUCUUGAGCAUGUUGGUGGAGCUGUUAAUCACAAGGAUUCAUCUGUAUUUUCUAACCAAGAAACGGAGCGGCCUGUGAUGUCUGGAGGAUCUAAGUUGACUGGUGCUGAUGCAGAUGAAACAGAGGAAUGUGCAUCCACCACAGCAGAUACUUCUACUGGGGUAUCAGAUAUGGUUGCAAAGCCAAAAUUUGAUUUAAAUGAAGGCUUCAAUGCAGAUGAUGGAAAAUAUGGGGAGCCAGUCAACUUGGCUGUCCCUGAAUGUUCAGCUCGUGUUCAAUUAGCUAAUUCGUUACCUUUUUCUGUUUCUUCAGUGUCCAGUGUGCUUCCUGCUUCCAUUACAGUGGCUGCUGCUGCAAAAGGUCCUUUUAUGCCUCCAGAAGAUCUCUUGAGAAGUAAAGGGGAACUUGGAUGGAAGGGAUCUGCUGCAACAAGUGCUUUUCGCCCAGCUGAGCCGAGGAAGGUUCUGGAGAUGCCACUGGGUACACCAAACAUCCCUCCUCCUGAUGAUGCUACAACCACCAAACAUGGUCGUCCUUUAUUGGAUAUUGAUCUGAAUGUGCCAGAUGAAAGAGUGCUUGAGGACAUGGCAUGUCGAAACUCAGCUCAGGAGACAGUUUCUACAUCUGACCGUAUAUAUAAUCAUGAUUUGGCACGAACUGAUCUAGUUGGUUCUGCACCUAUUCGUGGCUCUGGAGGACUUGAUCUUGAUUUGAACCAAAUUGAUGAAACUAGUGAUAUGGGUCUGUAUUCCAGCAUAAGUAAUCAUAGACUGGAGGCGCUGCAUCUUCCUGUUAAGUCACCAUCAUCAGGUGGAUUUUCUAGUUGUGAGGUCAGGAGGGACUUUGAUCUAAACAAUGGGCCUAUGCUUGAUGAAGGAAGUACUGAAUUAUCGUCACUUAACCACCAAGCUCGGAGCAGUGUGCAAUUGCAGCAACCUUUUGCUGGUCUUCGAGUGAACAAUGCAGAUAUUGGUAACUUCUCAUCAUGGUAUUCAUCUGGGAACACCUAUCCAGCUGUCACAUUUCAGUCAAUCUUGCCUGAUAGAGGGGAUCAGCCCUUUCCGAUUGUUGCAGCUGGUGGGCCACAAAGAAUAUUGGGUCCCCCUACUGGUGGGACUCCAUUUAUUCCUGAUAUUUACCGCGGUUCUGUAUUGUCUUCUACUCCUGCUGUGCCUUUUCAGUCUUCUCCCUUGCAGUAUCCUGUCUUCCCUUUUGGAACCAGUUUUCCUCUGCCUGCAGCCACUUUCUCAGGUGGAUCAACCACAUAUAUGGAUUCCUCACCUGGUGGGCGCCUUUGUUUACCUGCCACAAAUUCACAGUUACUUGGACCUGCUGGUGCAGUCUCCACCCAGUACCUAAGACCUUAUGGUGUCAGCCUUCCAGAUGGUAGCAGUAAUGUUGGUGGUGAGAACAGCAGAAAAUGGGGUAGGCAAGGUCUGGACCUCAAUGCAGGCCCUGGAGUUCCGGACAUAGAAGGGAGAGAUGAGACAAUGCCUCUAAUGUCAGGGCAACUUGCUGUUGCCAGUUCACAGGCACUAGCAGAGGAGCAAGCAAGGAUUUAUCAGAUGGCGGGUGGUGGUGCUUUGAAGAGGAAAGAGCCCGAGGGAGGGUGGAAUAACGACAGCUUUAGGCACAAGCAAACCUCAUGGCAGUAGAAAUGUGUUGCACCACAAUCUGGCAACCGUUAAAGCUUGUUCUUUGAGGAUGGGCAAUGGCGAACUCCUGGAAAUUGUCAUCCAACUGAUGUGCUCUUAGAGGAUGGGUGGUAAGUGAGUAGAUGUGUUCAUAGUCUCCGACCCCCAUAUCCACUGUAUCAUUUGUAUUGCAAAGAAUUCUAUAUAUGGGAUCUGGGAGCACUGUAAUCCUUGGACUGCUUUCUGGGUGGCUGCAGAUCAGUUUCUUCUUUGUAGAUCUUUAACCGUUGGAAGUGUGCAGUCUGCGUCAUUGUCAGAAUUGGCAUUCAAUUUUAGUGCAUCAAUUUAUAUAUUAAACACCAUCCCUAAUCCAAUCCUUCCGGCCCUGGAGGUUGGAUUUCCGAACUGCUUGAAGCGGAGGCCCUUUUUUAUAUGCUUUGCUGUUAAUUUCUCUCUCUUUUUUCUUUCUUUUUCUUUUUACAUUGUUUCAUUUUUCCAAAUCUAUAUACAAAAAUGAGCAGGGAGGCCAUCGAAUUUUGGUACUUGAGCUUUUCUUGAUAUGGCAUAUUUAGUAGGUAUGGUUGCUGUGCUUUA
This is a messenger RNA of Cornus florida, 6051 nucleotides long. RefSeq lists its product as uncharacterized. Gene Ontology annotation, molecular function: chromatin binding. NCBI's taxonomy places the organism in Eukaryota, Viridiplantae, Streptophyta, Magnoliopsida, Cornales, Cornaceae. The transcript is spliced from 4 exons. Gene Ontology annotation, cellular component: nucleus. Bases 502 to 5478 code for a protein of 1658 amino acids. The record is from RefSeq and is a predicted model, not a curated record.